AUGUCUAAGACUGUUCAUGAAGUGCUACUGUGUCGGUAUCUCGUGCUCAAUGGCGACGUCGAGGACGGCUGUCACCCAGAUGAAGCGCAGGCUCUCAAAGACUAUCUUCGCAACAAAACAACGACCGUCGAAGCCGCACAAGCAAUCACUCGACCUCUCGUCACAUCCAGUGAUCCGCGUGAAGACCUAGUUCGCCUCUGGUCUAUCUUGAUGGAUGCUCUUGUUGAGUUACCCUCAGAGCAUACAGAUCACCUCAUUGCGCUGGUAUCGGCCAUUGAGGAUCUUCCUGAGCCAGACUUCAGUACUAUUGAGGGAAGCAAACAGCCGAGGGAGAAGUUGUGGAGGGGGCUCCCUGGUUUUGGACACCUGUGGGCCGACUGUUACCAGUCAAGUAGCUGGAGAGCCACUGUCGUCGAUCUGGAGGGCGAGAAACGCAAAGCGUUCCUUGAUGAACACAUCAAGAAGGCUCAGGUCGAAGCAAGGCUCGUCGCAUCUGGUCUUGCCGGCAUUGAGAUUGACUGGGCCUACGAAGUGAUUGCAGAUGCUUUGGAGAGCAGCAAUGCACUGCUCGACUUUGAGAUCCCCGCUGCAGCGGAGUGGCUUGAGUGCUGCGCACAGCGACUUCGACAGGGAGCGGCCAUGGGCAAGCCAUCGUGGGCUCUGAAGCCGCGUAUAUCCGAAGCAACGUGCACUUCAUCACGAGACCUCUUGGAGGCCCGCUCGGAAGGGGUGAUGAGCUUGAAACGUUGGAAGGCAUGGCAGGAGCGUUUGAUGAAGCUGCAGGAAGACGAAGGGGAAGAAGAGGUGACAGAGGCCGCAAGGCGUGCGCUCGAGGCUAUGCGCAAAGCUGACCAGGCGCUGUGA
Plenodomus lingam JN3 is the source of this 864-nucleotide messenger RNA. RefSeq lists its product as uncharacterized. The record is from RefSeq and is a predicted model, not a curated record. Lineage: Eukaryota; Fungi; Ascomycota; Dothideomycetes; Pleosporales; Leptosphaeriaceae.